UCAAUCCAACCAUCCGACUGAUGACUAAUCUCAACACAACAGCCUCUUCUCAACAUCCGUCCAUCCAUCCAUUCCUCUCUGGCUUUGGCAGCUUUGCAAAUUCACUGUCAUUCAUAUACAUGCAUUCAAAUUUCAAACAGCCAGCAGCAGCUUAGUAUCGAGGAGAAAGAAAUCUCUCUCUCUCCCUCAAAAAGUCAAGUGUCAAGUCACCAAUGACCGACUCCUCCAUUUUCUCUACUUUCCACACAAAAAAAAAAAAUACACAAACAGCGACAGAACCCUACAACAUUAGCACCACGCCCCUCUCCAUCUUUCCGUUGAUUUCGCUCUUUUUUGUUCCCACCCAUCCUCAUUCAUUCCGUUUCUGAUAUUAUUCCACUCUCCACCAUCCGCAAUUUCCGCACACCUCCACAAAGAAAAGGUGGAUCAGUCACUAUGGGGAGACCAGAGUUUAGAGUUGCUUUCUUUUCUUGGAGGGUUUUGGCCCCCUGUGCUGUGGACAUCAUAUAAAACCAUUUUAUUGGAUCCUCAGGGUUUGAGCAGCCGAUACUCAAAAUUAUGCUGCAUUGGACCAUUUCUUAAACCUGGUCGGUCUUCGUUUGCGUGGAAAUUCGUCCAAUGCUUCUGAGUCGGUGACGGGUGAAGGUACGUACGGUCUUCGUCUUCUUCUUCUCCUUCAUGGGCUGUGUGACGUCGAAGCAGGCGGUGUCAGUGACGCCGGCUGUCGACCACUCCGGGGCGUUCCGUGACAUUGGGGUGGGGAGCUCAGGGCGGAGCAGGGGGAGUGGGUUGCCGGAAUUGGAGAAGAAGAAGAGGAGGACUGAGUCGGGCUUGAGCGAGAACGAGUUGGGCGGGUCGGGCAGGGUGAGUUCCAAUGGAGGAGCUGAAUCGUUGAGCUUCAGGCUGGGCAACCUACACAAGUACGUGGAAGGAGAACAGGUCGCUGCCGGUUGGCCAGCGUGGCUCAGUGCCGUCGCCGGCGAAGCCAUUCACGGUUGGGUGCCUCUUAGUUCUGACUCAUUUGAGAAGCUGGAAAAGAUAGGACAGGGCACUUAUAGUAGCGUAUUCCGAGCCCGAGAUCUGGGGACUGGGAGGAUAGUUGCUCUGAAGAAGGUUCGAUUUGAUAAUUUUGAGCCUGAAAGUGUCCGGUUUAUGGCACGGGAAAUAUUGAUUUUACGCAGGCUUGACCAUCCUAAUAUCAUCAAACUCGAGGGUUUAAUUACCUCGCGCUUAUCAUGUAGCAUAUACCUUGUAUUCGAGUACAUGGAACAUGACAUUUCUGGACUAUCAUCUUGCCCCGGCGUCAACUUCAGCCAAGCACAGGUUAAGUGCUACAUGAAGCAGCUGUUAUCAGGACUUGAACACUGCCACUCUCGGGGUGUAAUGCAUAGGGACAUUAAGGGUGCAAACCUUCUUGUGAACAAUGAAGGAGUUUUGAAAAUGGCUGACUUUGGAUUGGCAAACUUCUGUAUUUCUGGCCCCAGUGGGAACAAACAACCUCUGACAAGUCGAGUUGUCACUUUAUGGUACCGACCUCCUGAACUUCUUUUGGGUUCCACAGAUUAUGGAGCCGCUGUGGAUCUUUGGAGUGUUGGUUGUGUAUUUGCGGAACUUCUUGUAGGAAGACCCGUACUUCAGGGCAGAACAGAGGUUGAACAAUUACAUAAAAUUUUCAAGCUUUGUGGUUCUCCACCUGACGAUUACUGGAAGAAGUCUAAACUUCCUCAUGCUACUCUUUUUAAACCCCAGCAUCCUUAUGAAAGUAAUCUCUGGGAAACUUUCAAAGAUUUACCAAAAACUGCUGUGAAUCUGAUAGAAACUUUACUCUCAGUGGAGCCAUACAAGCGUGGAACUGCCUCUUCUGCUCUUGCAUCUGAGUAUUUCAGAACCAAGCCCUAUGCCUGCGAGCCAUCAAGCUUGCCAAAAUAUCCCCCAAGUAAAGAGAUUGAUGCCAAACAUCGCGAGGAGGUACAGAGGAAAAGGUCUGGUGGGAGAGUCCGAGGACCAGAAACAAGAACUAAGCUGACUAGAAAACUGAAUGGAAUCAAUAAAUUGGCACCAGCAGAGUCUUUGCCUGCGCAAAUUAAAGGUGCCCAUAAAGGCCACAGUAAUAAAGUAAAUAAUCACAGGGAAGGAGAUACCACAAUGGAGCCACCUAACCCAUCAAUUGAUGUAACAAAAGACAAUUCUCAUGUAAAGAAUGCAUCGCAAGGGGAUGUGCCCUAUCCAGGUCCAUUACAGGUUUCAGGAUCAAGUGGAUUUGCAUGGGCAAAAAGGCGAAUAAAUGACUCAUCAGUGAGAUCACGCAGCAGAUCCAGUUCGAGAAGCCUCGUUUCUGAACCUUCAGGUCAAUUGCACUUGACAAAUAAUUCUGAGUCAAAAAGGCAUGAAAAUGUUGAGGUUUUACUUGGCAGCCGCACUAACUCUAGAGGGGAAGAUUCCUAUGAGACUGUCAAGCAUACAGUGCUAAAAUACUGGAGCCAACUAGAACGUUCGGAUUCUUUUUAUGCUUCUGAUGAGUACCACUCACAAGAAUUGUCACUUGCACUUUAUCAAAGAGAGGAGGAGAUGGCAACUAAGAGAACCAGCUCGGUUUUUCAGGAUCAAGGAGAUAAAGUUGAAUUCUCUGGGCCCUUAUUAUCUCAAUCACGGAGAGUUGAUGAGCUCCUAGAGAGGCAUGAGCGCCACAUCCGCCAAGCUGUGCGGAGAUCUUGGUUCCAGAGAGGUAAGAAACAUGGGAAUUGAGUAAUCUUGGUGGUCUGCUAAGCUCAGGCAGCAGCACCCUUAAUUGGCAUAACCUUGAGGACGCAAAAUAAUCUGUCCGAUCCCUUGGAAGGCUUACUCACAAAUCGUGGAUGGAUGGGUUUCAAUUAGACUUUUGGCUGAAGACUGAAGCGGAGAAACUAACUACAGUGAGUUUUUAGAGAUCAGAGUCAGAGAGACUACCCGACUGCCUGCACAUUAGGAGGGAACUGUGAAGGUCCGUCCGUCCUGCAUCCACAGAGAGCAUUCAUUUUUCAUUUCAACAGGCAAAGGCAGAGGCAAGCAUCGAUCGGUUGCCAAACAUGCAUGUGUUUUCCUAUUCAUUUUCUUAAUUUUAUUAUUCUAAUCAUUUUAGGUGUCCCAAAUAAUAAUUAACCUGCUGGCAACUAAUUAAUGUACAGAACGAAACAAUGAUAUAUACAUACACAUAUAUAGGUGGUCGGUCGUCAGGAUGUCAGUUAUUUAUAUAUCUUCAUCCAUCAUGCAUGGUUGAGCAUGAGGCUUCUAAGCAGCAGCUUCACUUCAUCUGGCUGCUCUUCCACCCCACCCUUCCAUGGGCCAUGGCCAUGGUGAAAAUGAGGCCUUCGUUCCUUGCUUCCUCCCUUCGCACGAUCCAUUACAAUUCCAAUUCCAAUUAGAGUUACUACUUUCGUUUGGUUGGCUCUAAACAAUGUUCUUAAAUCGAAUAGGUAGCAGACGGUCAUGCACUAAACGGUAGGCAUU
This is a messenger RNA of Diospyros lotus (date-plum), 3486 nucleotides long. RefSeq names its product protein IMPAIRED IN BABA-INDUCED STERILITY 1. Lineage: Eukaryota; Viridiplantae; Streptophyta; Magnoliopsida; Ericales; Ebenaceae. Gene Ontology annotation, biological process: protein phosphorylation; positive regulation of transcription elongation by RNA polymerase II. Gene Ontology annotation, cellular component: cyclin-dependent protein kinase holoenzyme complex; nucleus. The transcript is spliced from 9 exons. The record is from RefSeq and is a predicted model, not a curated record. Gene Ontology annotation, molecular function: cyclin-dependent protein serine/threonine kinase activity; ATP binding; RNA polymerase II CTD heptapeptide repeat kinase activity. The coding region runs from base 679 to 2745 and encodes 688 amino acids.